This is a messenger RNA of Pangasianodon hypophthalmus (striped catfish), 1764 nucleotides long. It is a transcript of the gene cops8, whose product is annotated as COP9 signalosome subunit 8. The record is from RefSeq and is a predicted model, not a curated record. Lineage: Eukaryota; Metazoa; Chordata; Actinopteri; Siluriformes; Pangasiidae. The transcript has 7 exons. Bases 148 to 723 code for a protein of 191 amino acids. Gene Ontology annotation, cellular component: COP9 signalosome. Gene Ontology annotation, biological process: protein deneddylation; COP9 signalosome assembly.
AAGUGGUUUGGUUCAAUAGGUGGCGAUGUUCGCGGAAAGAUUGUGUUUGCAAAACAAAGAAGAAAAAAAAACAUCCUUUAGUAUUUCGCUUCAUCCUUACCGGUUAGCCUAAACCUUACAUUGUGUUUUAUGUGAAGUUUGUUGAAGAUGCCAGUGGCAGUCAUGCUUGGGGAACAUUACGAGAAGCUUCUGGAGCAGUGUGAAACUCAGGAGCUGGAGGCUCCAGGUGGCAUUGCAACUCCACAAGUUUAUUCCCAGUUACUGGCCCUCUACCUACUGCACAAUGAUAUGAACAAUGCCAGAUAUCUUUGGAAGCGGAUUCCACAAGCAAUCAAAACGGCAAACCCAGAACUGGCAGCUAUUUGGGCAGUAGGACAGUGUAUCUGGCAGCGAGAUUUCCCAGGCAUCUACAGUGCAAUUGCUGCCCAUCAGUGGUCUGAACCAAUUCUUCCUGUAAUGGAGUCUCUCAGAGAGUCUACCCGCAGGAGGGCAUAUGGCCUUGUAGCCCAAGCAUACACCUCAAUCAGUGCAGAGGACUUUGCCUCCUUUGUGGGAUAUUCUGUGGAAGAAGCUGUAAAGGGUGUGAUCAGUCACGGAUGGCAGGCAGAUCCCAAUGCCCGGAUGGUAUUACCACAGAAACCAGAUCCACCCCCUGUCUCUUUGGUUCCAAACGAGCAGCAGCUGGCCAGACUCACUGACUACGUGGCUUUCCUUGAGAACUGAUCCCCCUACCCUUAACACCCCCCCUCCCCACACACACACACACACCCCACUCCCACCCCUUUUCCAUCUUCUCAGCUAAACUGUGUGAUUUCAAAGGUCUUAAGUAUGUUCUUCCUGUUUUUGACUGAGUGACAUGCAGGACUCUCCCAGAUGCUGAUCUUACACUAUGCAUGUGUUUCUUAAAGUUGGAUUUGAUUUUGCAGUUGUUCAAUGUACAGUAUUUAGCCUGUGCUCUUUUCAUUUGCCAGCAUAAAUAAGAAAUUAGUAUUUAGCAUAAAGACUCAGUUUAAGUAUUCCUUAAAAUUUACAUGGAAAAUUCAUGCACGUCAAAAAUGAAUCACUAGACAGUUCAUGAUGGUCUCCAUGUAUUAUAAUGACUAAUUUUUCCUUAAAUCCCAUGCUAUGUUGUCCACAGGGAGCAUAAAAGACUGUUGUGCAUAUUUUUACUUAAUGCUAAAAGUGCAUUAUAAAGGCGUAAUGAGAGUGCACAAGUGAGAAGACAAACCAUGCGUGUGUCAUAUGUCAUACAUAUGAGGUGUACAUGCAACCAUGGAAUAUUAACCCCAAAGCUUACGACUGACUAGGAAUAAAUAGAAUACAACUAUGUUCAGUGCUGCAUGUAUUGAAAUAAAGUUUAAUGUUUAAUGCAAUUGGCCAGCAUUCACAGAACACUUGAAGACCUUAUCUAAACUUUUUCCUUCAAACUUCUUGAGGAAGUUUCUCUCUUUUACAUGUUACGUGUCUGUGAUUGCCAUGUUUUAAGCACAUAAAAUGAACCAAGAAGUCUGUGUGCAUGUAGUAAAAUUUGUCAUUCUACAGUCAGUAUACAUCAGGCUGUUGGUUUUUAUCAUGUGUAUUUCUUCUCCGAAGGGGGCUGGGGGUGGCUUGGACAUAACAAAAACAUCUGCCGUUGGCAGGAAAAGAUGGCUUUUACCAAGCAAAAUCUAGAUCUGUUUUCAUGUGAUAGCAAAGGCAUUUACUUUGCUGGAGUUUUAUGUGCAGGUUCAAAAGAAGCAAAUAAUAAAAGAAAAAAUAAAUGAA